This is a messenger RNA of Lactuca virosa, 1026 nucleotides long. NCBI's taxonomy places the organism in Eukaryota, Viridiplantae, Streptophyta, Magnoliopsida, Asterales, Asteraceae. The record is from the annotation of a GenBank genome assembly.
AUGGAACCUUUUGAUCCACCCUUUCAAGAAUUUUACAAGAAACUAUUCGAUGAUCAUUUCUUCAAUGGACCAUGCCCUGGAGGCCAUGAAAUAGAAUUUUCCCACAAUGCCAAAGAGUGCAAGUUUGAGCUGCCAUUAAUCGAUCUAAGCCACUUGAACAUAGGUGGCUUCAAGCACGAGGACUGCAAACGAGAAAUUGCUAAAGCUGCGCAAGAAUGGGGUUUUUUCCAAGUAGUUAAUCACGGAGUUUCGCAUGACAUUCUAGAAAAGUUGAUGAGUGAACAGGUGAAAGUAUUCAAGAAACCGUUUCAGGUGAAGGUUAAUGGCCUCCCUGAGCUAAAUUUUCCUGCAGGAAGUUACCAAUGGGGGACACCCUCAGCAAAUUGUCUCCAACAGUUGGCUUGGUCGGAAUCAUUUCAUGUUCCAUUGAUUGAGCUCUCAACAGUAGGUGCAUGUGCUGCCACUGACUUUAGCAAGAUAGUGAAACAAUAUGCAAUGAUAAUUUCCAAGCUAGCAAAUGAACUAGCAGAGAUUUUGGCCGAAAUGCUAGGCCAAAAGUCCGACUUCUUCAAAGAAAAUUGCGUGCCUAGCAUGUGUUAUAUUCGCAUGAGCCGAUAUCCAGCGUGCCCUUUUUCUCCAGAAGUGUUUGGAUUGAUGCCUCACACAGAUAGUGAUUUCCUCACGAUAUUACACCAAGAUCAUAUUGGAGGCUUACAAGUACUUAAAGAUGGAAAAUGGAUUAGUGUGAAUCCUAAACAAAAGACCCUAAUCGUUAUUGUUGGGGAUCUUUUUGAGGCAUGGAGUAAUGGUGUUUUCAAGAGUGUGGAGCACAGAGUGAUAGCCAACAAGCAAUUUGAAAGGUUUUCAACAGCAUAUUUUUUAUGUCCGUCCUUUGAAACAAUGAUAGAAAGUUCUGAAAAAAGUUUGAUUUAUAAACGGUUUAGUUUUAGAGAAUUUAGACAACAAGUUCAAGAUGAUGUCAAGAGAUAUGGUCGUAAAAUAGGCCUUUCAAGGUUUAUUCUAUGA